This is a messenger RNA of Anguilla anguilla (European eel), 5253 nucleotides long. It is a transcript of the gene pnpla4, whose product is annotated as patatin-like phospholipase domain containing 4. Lineage: Eukaryota; Metazoa; Chordata; Actinopteri; Anguilliformes; Anguillidae. The transcript has 7 exons. Gene Ontology annotation, cellular component: cytoplasm; membrane; lipid droplet. The record is from RefSeq and is a predicted model, not a curated record. Gene Ontology annotation, molecular function: triacylglycerol lipase activity; retinyl-palmitate esterase activity. The coding region runs from base 632 to 1393 and encodes 253 amino acids. Gene Ontology annotation, biological process: triglyceride catabolic process; lipid homeostasis.
GCACGCAGAGCUGUCAACUCUGAAACUAACCAGCAUGCUAGCUUGUUGGUUAAUAAGCUCCACGGUAUUCCCAGCACUGUGCUAAAGUUAACUGUGGCAAUAAAACAAACCCAUGCUGCCGUUUGCGUAAUUUUAAACGGUAGGAUCAUUUUUAUGCGAGCAUUCAUCACCAUAAGCAGCCCAUUUAAUUUUACUAGGCUAGCUAUAGCUGGCUGGCUAAACAAUUCCAUUUAGCUAUCAUACAUAACCUUAGUUAAUGUUGCUACAUUCGUGUUCUUACAAAACGCAAUAACGUCACUACAUAAUUCUGCUAGUUAAUGAAUGCCAAUGUGCAACAUUAUCAUGCGGCCUUUGUCUAGCUAAUGUCUGUGGUUAUUCAUUGUCAUAUUAUGACCCAUGCCAAAGGUUUUGAGAUAAUAGUAACAGGUAGCAGUCCAGGGCCCUGUAUCACGAAGCAGGAUUGCUGGUUGGCUGGAUAACUGCCCUGAGUAAAACCCAUAAACCUCUUAAAUCUGGAACAUGGACUGAAGUAAAAAGAGCUGUCCCAGGUUUUAUCCAUCUCUAAAUAAUCCUAAUUCAUGAUUCAGGCCUGAUCUCUUCCAGCUGUCAACAUUGAAUCAAGAGGUACCCGAUGGCGGUGCUGAACCUGUCAUUUGCGGCCUGCGGGUUUAUGGGGAUUUACCAGCUGGGCGUGCUGGGAGCUUUCCUGAGGCACGGAGAGAGGCUGCUGCAGACCGUGCAGGCGUGCGCUGGGGCGUCUGCGGGGGCGCUUGUUGCAACCGUGCUGGUCACUGCACCAGACAGGCUGGAGCACUGCAAGGAGUUUACGUACAGAUUUGCCAGUGAGGUGCGGAGGCAGAAGCUGGGAGCUGUGACACCAGGAUAUGAUUUUAUGCUCACACUGAGGGAAGGGAUAGAAGAGAUCCUGCCGCCCGAUGCCCACCAGAUGGCCGGGGACCGCCUGCACAUAUCUCUCACAAACUCCAGAACCAGGAGGAACCGCAUGGUGUCCCAUUUCGCCUCCAGGGAGGAUCUCAUCAAGGUUCUGCUUGCCAGCAGCUUCGUGCCUGUUUAUGCUGGAAUCAAAGCUGUGGAAUACCAAGGCCAGCGCUGGAUUGAUGGUGGGCUGACGGACAGCCUGCCAAUUCUGCCGGAGGGACGUACCAUCACCGUGUCCCCGUUCAGUGGACCCCAGGACAUCUGCCCCCAGCACGUUGGCCUGGCAAACCUCCACCUCAAACUCGCCAACAUGGACGUGAUCCUUUCUACAGACAACUUUAAAAGGCUCAAUCAAGCUUUGUUUCCGCCAACGCUGGACAGAAUGAAAACUAUUGGCCAAGAAGGAUACUACGAUGCAGUGAGGUUUUUGAGAAAAGAAAACUGGUUCAGUUAGCUUUUUAUUGUUAAUUUUUAUCAUUUUUAAAAAUGAUUUUAUCUAUAUCCAAUGUUUAAGCCGGUGUUUUGGAGCAGAAAUGAGAAAAUUCUUGGAGUGCAUUAUAGGUGAACGUUCCCAGUUGGGACCAGGUUUGAGGGCUCUGAAAAUGUCUCAUCACCAUUAUAAUAGUUGGGUGACAUUUUGGGCCUUUCAUGACACGAGGUAAAUAAGGAAUGGACUGGUUCUCUAUCCUGCGAUUUGGGUUGUUGCCAUGGAAAUACCGAUUGUAACUAGCCAGUGGUGACAAGGAGGUCUGCCACACCUGCCAGGCCAUGUAGACAAGGACAGGAAAUGGUAGGCAGCAAGUUCUUUUGAAGUGCAGAUACUGUGGCACUUGUCUGGCCAAUCGAAGGGCAGGAGGUUAGAACAGAGGUCAGAGGUCAGUGUGAUCAGAACCACGGCUGCUGAUCUGACAGGAAAUAGUCUUAUGGGAGAGAUCUGGUGUACAAGGCUUAUACAACUAAGAAAAGUGAUGGCGCCAGGUUUAAGGUAAUUGGCUUUCAGUUGUAUGGAAACCCCAUAACACUGCAAGGUAUGAACUAAAAAUAUACACAUGUGCUUUAGGUUCAUUGUAAAAUUAAUUUUCUGGAACACACACACAUGCAUACACACAUAAUGAUAUGACUACCUAUCAAGUUUAAUUGCAAACAUUUUUAUAUAUUUUAUUGGUGUGAUGCAGUAUACAAUUUUACCCAAAACAUUAGUGGGUUAGAGUACAUUUGUAUUUUUACAUGUGCCGUUUUAAUUUCAGCAUAUGUUUCCAAAGGGAACCUAAAUCUGCAUGUUUUUGUUACAAUUUUCAGAACAAAUUAUGCAGAACGGGAACUUGAUCAGCCGGUCCACCAUGACAAAGGUGAUUUAAGCCACAAGAAAUGCCAGAGCACUACAUAGAUAAGAGUAAUAAAAUGCAUGAAAUAUUUGAGGAGGCAUCAACCCACAGACACUACUGUAAUGGUAGUAUCUGUGGGUUGACAGAUACUACAUUAUAUUAAACUAAAAUUUGACAAACUAUUUUUGUUCAGACAAAGAAAUGCAUUAGUAAAUUUAGGAUUUUAAAUAGAGCACAGAGAAUUUUGAAUAGUUAAUAAUCAAAUGUAUGUUGUGUCAUAAUUCAUGCUCUCCCUGAAAGAUAGAUCUUUCGCUUGCAUCACUGUGGUCCAGAGGCCACGACUCUGAGGCAAGCUAUUUACACAAAAAUAGGCUCACUACCUCAAAGAGGUGGUCAUGCAGUUCACAUAAAAUGGGAUGGUUUCUAUAUAUUGUGAUGUAUGAGCAAACAGUUCUGUUAUCUGAAGAAACCUUUUCACCUUUAAAAAAAGGGUUUUACUGGACACAUUAUGCAUCAAUAGCUCAAAUCAUCACUAAUUGUUGUGUUUGCAUUUUACAUCUGAUUUUGUGUUGAUAUACUUUAACCCCUUCAGUUUUUACUAAGACUGUGCUACGAGCAUGUUGUAAGACUGUUUCAUUGUCACUAUGUCUCCUAUCAAGAUAUCUUCGGCAUCAGUUUCAAGUAUCUUGUGUAUAUUACCUUUUUAAAUGACUCAGAAAUGGUUGCUUGUUUAUAGUGAAAAUGCAUGUUUUAUAAAAUCCAGAAGAUGAAACAAUUGACUUUGAGAUCCUUGGGAUGUAUAAGACAGGACUGAUGGAGUGAUGCAUUACUCAGUGCUUGAUGCUGAUAUUAGGCUAAAUGACAGACCUCGAGGGGUGAGAGUCCUGUUCUGAUCAUCAAAAGUUUAAUGUUGUUAUAAUCAAAGCCAUCUGUAGUCACGUCCUUCUCAGCAUAGUGAACAGUGUCACAAUGAAGGAGCUGUAAUAAUCUUCAGGCCACCCCCCCCCCCCAAUCCCCCCACUCACAUUACAUGGAGCUGCACCGCAAACAGCACAUCUGUACCCUCCCAACCCCUCUCCCUCCAUCCCCCACAUAUCUUUUAUGUUCAAUGAAAGUGAAGGAAUUAAACAGCUGCAAGCUUGGCUCAGCAUAAUCUCCCAGCACAGUUGUAUUUCUGCAAGCCGGUGCCUGUGGAGGGGAGAAUCGGGACCACUUCACCGUGGAGAAGGCAGAGACGGUACGUCGCCAAUGGCAACCUAGGACGGUCCUUUGAAGUGCCGCCGUGGGAAGGAGGAAUGCUUGAACUCCAUUAAUUUCUCACCUCCAGAAGGACUGUUUUUGAGGCGCAAGUCUGUUCUUCGUUUCCACUGGACACGCGCAUUAGUGGGAUUAUUUCUCUUUUCCUCCAGCAAUUGAAAGUGAUCAAAUGAAAGUGGGGCUACCCUAGUGCGUGCGCCCAGUCUCAGGGGGACGUCACUGUAGGGGUUUCUGCAGAGCUGCGGAGGACUGAAACGUCGAUUAGCUCAAUCCUCCCACUGUUAAUACACUCUUCCGACAUGCUGCCUCAAAGACGGUUAGAUGUUCAGUCGACUGUGGGCCCGCGCGCAGCUUUUACUCUGAGCUUGUCUUGGCUGUGCUAACAAAGCUACUGAGGGGCUUGGGUGGCUUUUACCACAAGUACAGACUGGACCCUAAAGUCACAGAUUCCAGCCUUGACCUCUGUCAGAAAUUUCUAUCUAUGACAUGUCUCAGUUGACUCAAGAUACUCCUUCAUGAGUUUAUACAAACUUCAUGCUUGGUGUCCACAGGUUAUUAGUUACCCUCAGCAAAAUAGCUCAUUGCUGCUAAAUCUCUCCUGUAGUUUUGCUUGUAGGAUACACACUGCAGUGCUCCUGAGUCAUGGGUGCACUUUGGCAUAGUAGUAACCAGAGGCAAACUGGCCAUUCAAAAUUGGACAAAAGUGGAAAAAUAUUGUUCAAAAAUAGAUACGAAGUAAAUGUUCUUGAAUACUAGACAAAAAAAUAUUGUGCUCACUUGGUUCGUUUUAGAUGAGUGAUGUGGCCUUGAAACGGCAUUUAAAUAAUGCAAGGAGACAGGCAGUUUGAUGUGGUAGAGGCGUAAUAAUACCUGGAGGUCAACAUGCCACCAUCUAUAUUUACAGUCUCUGUGCUGUCUGGUAAGAUCUGCAGAAAUUCAGCAGGGAAACAGUGUCAGCUUUUGUCAUUUUGAUAAAGGUUUUCAGAAUAUUCUUCUUGAAAGUUUAGCCUUUUCUCUAUUGUCAUGCAUUAACAAACAUCACAUUGUCCCUAUAUUGUUAUAUUUAAUAUUGUAUUUACCUCACAGUUAUGUUUCGCCAAGUAGACAACUUUAAAAUUGGCUUAAUUGGGGUUUUCCAUUCAAUUGAAUUCAGUCAGAAUUUAUACAUUCUGUUUCUUUCAAAUGAGCAAGCGGCUGUCAUCUCGGUAAGGUGGUGUACAAUAUCCCCUCUUCUCAGAGUGGUUUUCUUCAUAUCUGCUCAUUUCCUGCAAGCCUGAGGAGGGAGCGCUUAAUUCAGUCUGACUUCUCCGGUUUCUGACUAUUUUAGAGACUCUUACACUCCAUAUUGGUAUUCAACAGAACCUGAUAUAGACUGUAAGAAGAACAAGGACUUGAAAGUCACACCAAAGGUCACAAUCUUGCUGAGGACAUCUGAAAAGACUGAGACGCCACAUUGUUAUUGCUUUCCAUUCGAUCUCUGUCAUGUACAUGCCGAGCAAAGGUGGCUCAAGUUAUGCGUGAACGUAGGUUCACGUGUUUUGUGACUCAUAAUCAACACCCAGCAACGGGUCUGCUUUUCACACUAAGAGCAAGCACUUUUAAGGAUGCUUGACUCUAAAUUAAAUGUGGAAUUACAAACACUUAAAACUUUACAUGAAAAUGCAUAGAUCAUUUAAAUAGUUUAAAAAAGAUGUGGACUUAAAUUUUGAAAUAAAAACAGAUAUGAACAAUU